AUGCAUUCACAUCAUCGGCGUGAUGUCGGGCAAACGGUCAACCUCCAGAAUUAUGAUUUGGGCGCGCUGAUGCGCCGGGACAAGCGCGAGCUGUACAUGGAGGGGAAAACGCACAGAAGAACGACGAUCGUGCCCGAAAUGAUCGCAGCGCUGGAUCGGGAGGCGCAAGAGCGAAGGCAUCGACUACGUCGUACAAUCUCAACGGAUUUCGUACGGAGGGAGAAUAUCGGCCAGAAUGCUGCCAGUGAAUGGGAGUCGAGCGCCACGGAAAUCCAUGCCCUGGAGCGAGAGCAGUACCAGCCGGGCGUCACGCCCGACCUCAUCCGCCGUGUGAUGCAGCAGUUCGACACGCUCACCUUCGACCAGAUGCGAGACAUUGCCGCUCGGGGGUCGUUAGAAACCCCUACCAGCAAAUCCGAGGCACGGAAGCUGUUGCUAGAGGCUUUUCGUCCAGAAUAUGCGAAGCUACGCCUGGCCGCCGAAAAUAGCUUGCCGGAAGAUCGGCGAACGGCUUUUCACUUUGACUAUCUGGUGGUGGUCGAUUUGGAGUGCACGACUCGACGGGAAAACGUCGCUGCGUAUCCACACGAAAUCAUCGAGCUGCCUGGGGUCUUGAUCAACGUGCGCAGGCGGCAGGUCGUCAGCGAAUUUCAGACGUUCGUCCGCCCACGCGAGAACCCGAUCCUGGACCCGUUUUGUACGGAAUUAACUGGAAUUACACAGCGACAAGUCGAUCGAGCACCGUUUUUCCCGGAGGCUUUAGCACGUUUUAUGGAGUGGCUCAACGAUCACGGCCUCAAGUAUCGCCCCGGCCGCCCGGCGCCCCGCUUCGCCUUCGUGACGGACAGCGCGUGCGAUUUUGCAAAGUUUCUCCAGUUCCAAUGCAUCCUGCUCGACAUCGAGAUGCCGUUCAUGUUCCGCAGUUUUAUCAACAUCAAAAAGUACUUUUGCACGAAGGUGACGAAACUCGACCGGAAGAAUCCGGAUGCUUAUGGCAACAAGACGAGCAUAGAGAAAAUGUUACAACACUACGGCAUUCGCCCGAUCGGACGCUCCCAUUCCGGACUAGAUGAUGCGCGGAAUAUCGCCCGUCUGACGCUGCGCAUGCUGGAGGAGAAAAACAUUGUCCUGCGCAUCAAUCAGACGCUGCGACCACGUGAAGAUGCCAAGCCGAAAGCCUACGAGUUGGUCGACACAUCACUCUGGGACCUGCCCCUUGCACUCACAUUUGUUAGCCGCGAAGACUUUCUGGGUGAAGCCUACCUUGACUGCGACGAAUACUACAAGAGACUUGAUGCCGAGGAAGAGCCGCAGAGGGCGAUCGGGAGGAGAGAGACCUGGGAGGAAGGGAUGGAGGUGCUUGAGCAAUGCACUGUAUGGGACCCGGAACAGGGGCGGCUCAAUCUACAGUUUCAUCGCAGCACCAGCGAGCCGGUUCCGUUGCCAUUGCCACGGACACAAUCCUACACUGGCCGAAUGAACGGAUGUCGCGGAAUGCAGCAAGACCCAAAUACACAGCGCCGUGGCUGCUACACCAUCACCUACCAACAUAACUCGCGGCCAGCGCCCGCUGGCUACCACCAGAAUAGGGAGAUGCGCCGCCACGAAGAGCACAAUGGACCCUAUCCACCGGAUCCGCGGCCACAGCUUCCUCCUCCUCGCCCACCGAUCCCUCAUCAGCAUCAUGCCCACCAUCACCCCAUGCAGCCGGCCUAUGAGGAGGAGAUCGACGGCACGUUCCCUGGCUUCCACCCGGCCUUCUCCGACGACUACGAUCGACCGCAGGGACCGCCAAACUCCGGCCCGCGUCCGCAGUAUCGCGGCGCCGCUCCGCGGCCCCCCAUGGGCCGAAUUCGACCCGCCUUCUCGCGGCCCAAUUUCCACGAAAGCGACCCCUGGCAACGUCAUCUGCCAAAUCAACAGCGUGUCCCGCCCGUGCGCCCGGUGAGCAGCGCCGACCAGGAGACGGAGGAGCAGCGCAUCUGGCGUCAGUUCGGCGCCACCCGCCGCUCGAGCACCUCCACGGAUCGCCGCCAU
Molecule: messenger RNA, 2037 nt
Organism: Mesorhabditis spiculigera
Lineage: Eukaryota; Metazoa; Nematoda; Chromadorea; Rhabditida; Rhabditidae
Source: the annotation of a GenBank genome assembly